AUGGCACCAUUCUUUGGUCUACGAGGAAGUCGCCUUAACCUCGCCGGGCUUUUCGGCGUGAUGAUGCCAUCUUUCAUAGCUUUGGGCUAUAAUCAGGCUCUGCUGGGUGGAGUCUUGACAUUAAAUGCAUUUGAGAAACAAUACCCAGAGAUCAGCGUGGUUGAUGCCGCACCCCAAGAGAAGGGCCGCACAUCAGCCAUUCAAGGCACUGUGGUAGCCCUUUAUGCCAUGGGUGGUCUAUUCGGAGCUCUCGGCUGUAUUGGUCUCGGAGACGUCUUUGGUCGUCGCCGAGUUAUUAUGGCUUCCGCCGUGGUCCAGCUGAUCGGAGCGGUCUUGUUGACAGGCGCGUUUGCCUUCGAACAACUCAUCAUUUCUCGUAUCAUUCUCGGGCUCGGAACAGGCGGACUGAUGGCCACAGCGCCUGUCUGGCUUUCGGAGAUAUCCUCGUCCAAAAGGCGUGGUGCUAAUGUGUCCACAGCCGGGCUUUCCGCCGGUCUGGGAGCAACUAUUGCUCUUUUGGUGGAUUUUGGACUGUCGUUUGCGUCUGGUGGUGUCGGCUGGCGUUUCCCUGCUGCAAUUCCUGUGCUGUUUUCCCUCAUCAUUCUGGGAUUUAUUUACUUCCUACCUGAAUCACCGCGAUGGUUGAUUCGUAAGGAUCGCAUCGCCGAAGCUCGCGUGAUCCUUACAGCGUUGGAUGAGAUGAGCAUUGGCAAUGGGAAAAUCGAAGGGGAAAUUAAACAAGUUAAAUCUUCUCUUCAAUUGGCUGGUGGGGGAUCACUAGGGCAGAUCCUUCACAUGGGCCCCCAGCGGGUGAUCCACCGGGCAGCGUUGGCUGUGAUGGUGAUGAUGUUCAUGCAGCUCACCGGGUUCAACGCCAUGACAUUUUACGCAACUACGAUCUUUGAAACCUAUCUGCAUCUGGACUCAGUCAAGUCGAGGAUCCUGGCAGCGGUGUAUCAGCUCACUAGCCUCAUCACGGGCACGAUCUGCAUCUUCACCAUUGAAGGACUGGGUCGCCGGACCUUACUCCUUGGGAGUGCAGCAGGAAACUGCAUCUGUAUGGCAUUAAUUGCUGCACUUGGUUCCCAGCCGGAGAAUCCCAAGGCGAUGCACGGCGCGGUGGUCUUUGUUUUCAUUUAUCAUAUGAUAUUCGUUGGUGGAUUUGGUGGGGUGUCAUUCCUCUAUGCAACCGAAAUUGCUCCAUUACAUCUCCGAGCCACGAUCAAUGCGUUGGCCAUUGGUACAUUCUGGGCAUUUUGCGUUUUGAUUGUGGAAGUGACUCCGAUCGCCAUUGGCUUUAUCCAGUGGCGCUUCUUCAUCAUUUUUGCCGGGUUAAAUGCCUUGAUCGUGGUUGUGGUAUAUUUUCUUUUCCCGGAAACGGGUGGGAGGAGCCUAGAAGAAGUUGAUCAGAUUUUUAUCAAGUCUUCUAGUAUUUGGGACUCGGUGUGGGUGGCGCAGCGUCUGCCGCGGUCGAUGGGAGAUAAUGAGAUGGAAGAAAUGAGCCCGGAGAAUCAUUCGAAGACGCCUGUUUAA
Messenger RNA from Penicillium waksmanii, 1533 nucleotides. Its product is annotated as sugar transporter. Bases 1 to 1533 code for a protein of 510 amino acids. The record is from RefSeq and is a predicted model, not a curated record. Gene Ontology annotation, molecular function: carbohydrate:proton symporter activity. Gene Ontology annotation, cellular component: membrane. Lineage: Eukaryota; Fungi; Ascomycota; Eurotiomycetes; Eurotiales; Aspergillaceae. Gene Ontology annotation, biological process: transmembrane transport; carbohydrate transport. The transcript is spliced from 2 exons.